Molecule: messenger RNA, 2653 nt
Organism: Nelumbo nucifera (sacred lotus)
Lineage: Eukaryota; Viridiplantae; Streptophyta; Magnoliopsida; Proteales; Nelumbonaceae
Product: rop guanine nucleotide exchange factor 7-like
Molecular function (GO): guanyl-nucleotide exchange factor activity
Source: RefSeq, a predicted model, not a curated record
UUUGGAAAAUUUGUACAAUGUUUUAGUGUUUGAAGCCUUUGAAUCUCCUUUUAAAGUGCAAUGAAAAUCAAUUCAAGAGACGGUUAUCAUUUAGAUUGAAACCAGGAGAAAUGGUGGUGGAGGAACUCUGAAAAGAGAAAAUCAAAUAAAAAAAGAGAAGCUAGCCUCGUCUCUCAGAUGUCCUGUGUUUGAGCAAGUUUAGUAAUCAUGACCAACUUCACUCCUCCCAUAUAAAUAUACGAAGUUCCUCCACACACACCUAGAGACAUAGACAAGGCGCAGACAAAAACAAACCAUAAAUACACCCCUAUUUUCCUUCAUACGCCUAAGAAAUGUUUGAAACCUUAUGGAUAGAGCUUCUUCCCAAGAAGAAGAAGAAAGACAAACAACAGUGCAGGAGCUCAAGCUUUGUCUGCCACUAGCGAAGCUUAGAACCUCUGCUGAUGUUAGCCCGUUUUCUGCAUUGAGCUUUUGGGUUUCGAAAUCUCUACGUAGCUUGUCUUUCAGAGCUCGAGUUUCAAAUGGGGUCGUUUUAAGAAGGGUCCUUGGUUCGGGUUUGGUCGUGAAGAGCUCAUUUUUCUGUGGUUCUGCUGGUUUUAUCGAAUCAACGGAGGUUGGGAUGGAGAGUUUGGUUGAGAAGAGGGAUGUAAUUGAAGACAGGAAAGUUGGACUCCAUGGAAAUGGAGGUGAAAGUGAGCCAUUUACGGAUUCUGGAGAAGAAGAGUCUCGGGAAAGCAGUUCGUGCAGUUCGAGUUCUGAUGCUUUGACGUCUGAAGGAACUACCAACGAAGAACGAAGCCCUAAUAGUUCAGAAGAGUCCUCUUCAGCACCAUCACUAGGUUGGCCGGUUGGGAAGUCGGAGAUGCAAAACUGUUCAAUUUCUGAUGUCACCGGGGAUGAGAAGAAGCCCCAUUUGGAAGAUAGUAAAUUAGAGAAACAAGGGUCAAAGAUUUCAGAGGUUGAACUUAUGAAAGAGAGAUUCUCAAAAUUGUUGCUUGGGGAAGAUAUGUCGGGAUGUGGGAAAGGGGUUUGCACAGCAUUGGCCAUUUCGAAUGCCAUUACUAAUCUCUGUGCUACCCUCUUUGGGCAGCUUUGGAGAUUAGAACCUCUACCUCCUGAGAAAAAAUCAAUGUGGCGAAGGGAGAUUGAAUGGCUUCUUUGUGUUAGUGACCACAUUGUCGAAUUGACACCCUCUUGGCAAACAUUUCCUGACGGAAGCAAGCUUGAGGUUAUGACUUGCAGACCCAGAUCAGACAUUUUUAUCAAUCUCCCAGCAUUGCGUAAAUUAGACAACAUGCUGAUUGAAAUAUUAGAUAGUUUUGGCGACACAGAAUUCUGGUAUGUUGACCAAGGGAUUUUAGCUCCAGAUGCUGAUGGAUCAGCCUCUUUUCGUAGACCACUUCAGCGCCAAGUGGACAAAUGGUGGCUUCCUGUUCCCCGUGUUCCUCCCGGUGGUCUCCAUGAAAAUUCAAGGAAACAUUUGCAGCACAAGCGUGAAUGCACAAACCAAAUCCUUAAAGCUGCUAUGGCCAUCAAUAGUACUGCUUUAGCUGAAAUGGAAGUCCCUGAAUCAUACCUGGAAUCUCUACCAAAGAACGGAAGAGCUAGCCUAGGCGAUGUGAUCCACCGGUAUAUUACAUCAGAUCAGUUCUCCCCAGAAUGCCUUCUUGAUUGCCUUGACCUUUCCUCUGAACACCAAGCUCUGGAGAUUGCUAACCGCGUUGAGGCCUCCAUAUACAUCUGGCGUCGAAGAACAAACUCAAAACCCAUAAGUAAUGCAAACCGCUCCACUUCCAAGUCAUCCUGGGAGAUGGUCAAGGAGUUGGUGGUUGAUGGUGGAGAUAAGAGGGAGUUGCUUGCAGAUAGAGCUGAGAGCUUAUUGCUUUGCUUGCAGCAGCGGUUCCCUGGUCUUCCACAGACAUCCUUGGAUAUGAGCAAGAUCCAAUACAACAAGGAUAUUGGGAAAUCUAUUCUAGAGAGCUAUUCAAGAGUAUUGGAGAGCCUGGCGUUUAAUAUUAUUGCCCGCAUUGAUGAUCUACACUAUGUUGAUGACUUAACCAAGCAUUCGGAUCAAUAUUCUUCGGUUCCCUCAGUCAGUGUGAUAGCUCACAAGAGGGUUUCAAUUCCAUACUCGGUGCCUGUCUCAAGCACUCCAUAUGCUACAGCUUUUACAACUCCAAGCUUCUCACCUGCACCUUUGGUUAGCGCUGCAAAAGGAGAGAGGUCCCCUUUUCCCAAUGGCAACAAGCCACAGCAUCGUGGGUUUGGAGUAAAGAAAGUUUUAACAGAUUAUCUUGGCGUUGAUAUCAAAGGGAAGAACUCAUGCAAUUUCCCCGAGGGAUCAGAUUCAGUAGCAAGCUCAACUCGAGAAGCACUGGCACCUCAAUCUGGCAUUGCAAGGCAGGAAUGCAAGAAAGGAGUCCUAAGCCCUCCAUCUAGGAACUAGAGUUAUUGUAGGAGAAAAUCACUGAGAUUUUCCUACAAAUUAGUAGGUGGAUUCAACAGUUAGAAGGAGAAAAUUCCUACAAUUUAGCAGGUGGAUUGAGGAGUUAGGAGGGUUUACCACCACAUUAUUGUUUAUUUAUUUAUUUUUUGUUGUAACGAGAUUUCUGUUUAGUGGAAUGAGCUGAGUUUGAUUGAUGAAUUUUAUGAA